Daucus carota subsp. sativus is the source of this 2415-nucleotide messenger RNA. Its product is annotated as umbelliferone 6-dimethylallyltransferase, chloroplastic-like. The record is from RefSeq and is a predicted model, not a curated record. Lineage: Eukaryota; Viridiplantae; Streptophyta; Magnoliopsida; Apiales; Apiaceae. Gene Ontology annotation, molecular function: prenyltransferase activity. Bases 1 to 2016 code for a protein of 671 amino acids. The transcript is spliced from 23 exons. Gene Ontology annotation, cellular component: membrane.
AUGCAGAUAAUAAACCAAGAUAACAAGUAUCACAAAUUUUCUGGCACUAAAUUCCAGCUUCAUCCAAGAGUUCUGAAAGCAACAGUUAAGGCAUCAAGUGAAAAAAAUCAGUCUGGACAAAAUUCUGAUGACGCUACUUCAGAAGACAAGGUUUUAUCACAGCAAAAAGAUGGUCACAAUGCAGCACUGUGGAGGAAUUGGGAUGCAUUUUGUCGAUUUACUCGUCCAUAUACUGUCAUUGGCACCAUUAGUGGUGCAGCAUCGAUCUCACUACUGCCUUUGACAUCAGCAAGAGAUCUGUCCCCUGCAUUUUUUGUGGGAUUAGUAAAGGCAUUGAUCCCACUGCCUUUUAUGAACAUUUAUGUUGGUGGUAUUAAUCAAUUGUUUGAUGUAGAAAUAGACAAGAUUAACAAGCCCUAUCUUCCGUUGGCUUCUGGAGAAUACUCAAUGGCACAGGGGAAGGCAAUUGUGGCAGCAUCCGGGCUAAUGUGCUUGGCGAUGGGAAUCAUGUUUCAGUCCCCACCAUUGUUCUUUGGAAAUCUUGGAGCUCUUUUAAUUGGAACCGCAUACUCUGUCGAUUUACCUUUACUCAGAUGGAAAACAAAACCAUUUCUAGCUGCAUUCAGUAUUGUCGGUUUACCACUCACCUCUCAUCUUGGCGUCUUCUACCACAUCCAGAAGUCUGUGCUCGGGAGAAAAACAGUUUUCACAAAGUCCUUGGGGUUUACAGCCAUUUUCCUCACCUUGUUUUUCAUUUCUAUUGCAAUGUUCAAGGACAUACCUGAUGUAGACGGUGAUCAAGAGUUUGGCAACAGAACAUUCUGCGUCAGUCUUGGCAAAAAGAAAGUAUUUUCUAUUUCUCUGACAAUUCUGUUGAUUGCCUACGGGUUCGCUGUGGUGAUCGGAGCUUCAUCCUCAAUUGUACUGAACAAACUUGUUUCUGUAAUAGGUCACUGUACAAUAGCCUCCUUUCUUUGGCUUCGUGCUAGUUCUCUUAAUCUCAAUGAUAAUGCAUCCGUGCAAUCAUUUUACAUGCUUUUGUGGAAGCUGCUUAACGCGGAAUAUGUACUAAUCCAUUUCAUACGAGUCUGUCUUCGGUUAACUAGCAAUUUCUGGUGCAAAGUGGAUACAUUUUACCGUUUUACUCGUCCACAUACUAUCAUUGGCUCUAUUGUUGGAAUAACAUCAGUUUCCUUACUGCCUCUGGUCUCAGUUGGAGAUUUGUCACCUGCUUUUUUCGCGGGUUUACUGAAGGUGAUGAUCCCAAUAGUUUGCAUGAACAUUUAUGUCGUUGGCCUAAAUCAGCUGUAUGAUGUCGAAAUAGACAAGGUAAACAAGCCGGAUCUUCCAAUAGCUUCAGGAGAGUAUUCCAUGGAAAUGGGGAAGGCAAUUGUCUCAGCAUUCGGGCUCAUGAGUAUAAUCAUGGGAUUCAUGUUUCAGUCCCCGCCAGUAUUGUUUUGCCUCCUCAUUUGUUUUUUCUUCGGAACUGCAUAUUCUAUUGAUGUACCUUUUUUUCGAUGGAAGAAAAAUGCCUUCCUUGCUGCUAUGUGUAUUGUCAUUGUAAGAGCAAUUACCGUUCAACUUACAGUCUUCUAUCACAUCCAGCAAUAUGUGCUUGGUAGACCAGUGAUAUUCUCAAGGUCCUUGGCAUUCGCAAUCAUUUGUAUGACCCUGUUCGUCACUGUCAUUGCGCUAUUCAAGGAUAUACCUGAUGUAGAGGGUGACAGAGAUCAUGGCAUUCAAACUAUCAGUGUCACCCUUGGAAAAAAGAGGGUUUUCUGGCUUUGUAUUACCAUCCUGCUAAUUGCAUAUGGAUCUGCUGUGGUGAUCGGAGCAUCGUCCUCAUUCCUACUGAGCAAGCUUGUUACUGUGACAGGCCAUUGUAUACUAGCAUCCAUUCUUUGGCUUCGAGCUAAUUCUGUUAAUCUUGAAAGUAAUACAUCAAUAACUUCCUUUUACAUGUUCAUAUGGAAGCUGUUUUACGCGGAAUAUCUACUUAUUCCUUUUGUUCGUUGAGAAUCUAAGAAACUCCUUACAGAAUGAUGUUUUAUUUGCUGCUUCUUCUGGCCCCUCCUCAUAUAGAACCUACGAUGUCCUCAGCGAAUGGCACAGACUAGACUCACUAAAACGCAUUGUUGGGAAUGUUCAAUUGAUCUUCACUUGUUCGAUACCUAUAUAUGUUCAGCAAGACAGUGAGGAAAGCAAGCAUCAAGUACAUUCUUUAUUUUCUCAUUGUAGUUGAUUUGCAGCCAUAAUUACUUCCAGAAUGUCGGGUAUCAAAAAUUAUUACGCGUUCCAUUGAAAAUAUAAGUUAAGAAUAGUACAGCAGAAUCAUUACACAUUCAUUCAUGAAAACACGGUAAUUAAGGCCUGGAUAGAGUUCCGUCAAUAUAGCUGCUGAUUUUUUUAGCUCCA